Gloeophyllum trabeum ATCC 11539 is the source of this 225-nucleotide messenger RNA. RefSeq lists its product as uncharacterized. NCBI's taxonomy places the organism in Eukaryota, Fungi, Basidiomycota, Agaricomycetes, Gloeophyllales, Gloeophyllaceae. The record is from RefSeq and is a predicted model, not a curated record. The transcript has 2 exons. The annotation marks the transcript as partial.
CUGUCGUACUGGGUGCUCUCGGUGAUCCAUACGAUCUUAGCCACGCUCCUGAUCGUGUCUCGAGUGUUGAUUGUCCGAUGGCGGACAAAGGACCUGUUAGGUGAAUCUCAGUCGGCACUAUAUGUUAGCGUCGCGACCAUGAUGGUCGAAUCGUCGUCUCUCUACUCUGCUACAGUGCUAACCUUCUUGGUUGCGUACGUUUUACACCACCCGGCGCAGUACAUC